Molecule: messenger RNA, 1410 nt
Organism: Hydatigera taeniaeformis
Lineage: Eukaryota; Metazoa; Platyhelminthes; Cestoda; Cyclophyllidea; Taeniidae
Source: the annotation of a GenBank genome assembly
AUGGCUGAAAAAACGCCUCCAAGGGAUAUUGUGUCGCCGUCAAACCCAUCUUCUGACUUGCCGGUUUUGACAACGCCGAUGGGUGGGCGCCUCUAUAAUCCCUUCCACGAAGACUACGUGGCUCGUCUUGAUGGAAUCACCGUCACUCCCGGUCUCUUUGCCCCUUCUGAUAGGUCGGUUGCAAGGACUGAGGCAGUAAAAUCCAUUCCCUUUUUCUGGUCUCCUGAGAUUAAGGGAGACCACUUCCCCACCGAAAUUGAUGAAAACCUCACUCAUCAACUUCAAAUGCAGCAGAAGCUGGAUGCGGAUGUUGAGGAAGCUGCGCAAAGUAAGAUAGCAAGUUAUUUCCAAAGCAACGUAGUAGCUCCCAGUCCUGAUGUGACCAUCAAGCCUCUUAAAGAGCUUUUAUCGGGCAAACCCACUCUGCACAGGACAUCGUCUCUUAAACCUAUAUUCACUUCGGGUAGCGGGAAUGAAGAGCAGGCAGGGCAGAGGACGGUUGUUGUGACGGAUGUGAAAGUUCAAACAAGCAUAUCUGUGGCUCCGGACACCGAUCUUCCUUCCCUUCUGCAGAGGGCCAUGGGGCUUGAGGAGAAGGAGAAUGUGCUUUGCGGUGGGGAGAGUUCAAGUUUAUACCGAUAUGGAGUUACCUUCUCUGAGGCCAGUGCGGAUCAUACUGAGGAUCCCUAUCCGCGUUACCCGAGUGUCAUGUACUCAUCCUGCCUACGAGAGAAUCUACCGAAUUACCGGAAACGACGUAGUCUCUUUUCUGAAAGCUUUGAUGUGGACACACUAAGGAAUGCAACAAGUUCCUCUGUUGAUGCUCGUAGCGUUCAUGAUACUCAUUUCAUUUCGGCUGAUGAUAUGGAAGCUAUGGCAGAUGACCUCGGUCUACCAGUUAACUGGGCUUCUGAGUCAGUAUCCUUGAGCUCUCGCCAUCAGUGCAAAAGGAGUCCCGAAGAUAUUGACAGGUUUAAACAAAGUAGUGCCACCAAUCUAACUGGACUUCUAGAACACGCAGGAAUCGGUUCAUGUAGAACACUCUCUUGCGAACCCCAAAAAUCCCAUCUUUUUGGGUCUAUGAGUCCUCUAGUGGGCGGCAGGACGAGCCCGGAGGCGCGAGGUCUGCAACGACCCUUGCCCCUCUCUUCCAUCAUGAACGACGAAGACGAUGAGUAUGAUGGUGGCGAUGAGGAGAGUACUCGCGACUCUUGCAAGUCAUUCAAGCGCCAAUGUGGCCAUGGCUCCCGCAAGCGCCGCAUGGCGAGUCCCGAUCUCUCCCCCAUCUACCGCCCUUGCGGCAACCCACUCAUGGAUCAAGAUAGCGACAAUUAUGUUGACGUUGACGCCCUUCCAGGCACCGUAGCUGCCGCCAACAAUGAUAGUGAGAGUAAUGAAAGUGCUCUUUGA